Messenger RNA from Linepithema humile (Argentine ant), 1876 nucleotides. It is a transcript of the gene ENGase, whose product is annotated as Endo-beta-N-acetylglucosaminidase. NCBI's taxonomy places the organism in Eukaryota, Metazoa, Arthropoda, Insecta, Hymenoptera, Formicidae. Gene Ontology annotation, molecular function: mannosyl-glycoprotein endo-beta-N-acetylglucosaminidase activity. Gene Ontology annotation, biological process: protein deglycosylation. The record is from RefSeq and is a predicted model, not a curated record. Gene Ontology annotation, cellular component: cytoplasm.
UUGUGAAUACGUUGAAAAGAAUUUUCUAUCUAAAAAUAAUUAAUACAAAUAGAAUUGGAUUAAAUAUGCAAUAAUCCCAGUUAAAUUUACCAUAAUUCGAACGAAAGAGACGCGCAUUUCAGCAAGAUUCUGUGAAAUUAUAGCAACUUCUAAUUUAGCGCGACGUAAAAAUGUGCUGGUGCAAGAUCACGCUCAAUACAACAGCAGGUGAAAAAUCGUGGAAGUUUUGCAAAUCGAUCGAAAAGCGCGAUUAUUGCCGCAACUGAAAUAUCACCAGGACUAUUUUCAAUCGUGAAAAUUGCUUUCGAAAUACUGCGGACGGAAGCUUAUUUUAAACGUGUAAGAUAAUUACGACGAAACACGAUAUUACCGGAAAAGUCAACAAUGCGCAGUUCAUUCUAUUGACGAAAAAAAUCAUGGAGAACACAGUGACGAUCGCGCUUGAUUCUACGGUGAGAAGUCAAAAUUCAAGUCGCUCGAAAGAUUCAAUCAAUUCAGAGGUAAAGCCGGAGAGUUGUCUAGAGUCGAAACACUCCAAAGAUGUUCUCAUCCCAGAGAAGCAGCAGCAGCAUCAGCCGCCGAAGCAUGCAGAAGAUCGGCAGAACUUGCAGACGACUUCCGAGACGAAAGACGAUUCCAAUCUGCUGAUGUUCACGUCAUGCGGACAAUUGUUGCUUGGUAUCGUUUUGGUCGUCUUCGGCGUCUUGGUGCUCGUCCACGGCGCUUCCUUGGGCAAUUCUGGUGCAGGACUCUGGGCAGGUGCUGGAGCUUUGGUUACUGGCGCGCUUGGAGUAGUUGCGACCUUAGCAACGUCAUCCACUAAAACAAAUUCCGCUUUCUCGUCUGCUCAUCUCGCUUCCAGCCUGAUUGCUCUUGCCCUUUCGAAUAUGGCAGCUAUAACAGCUUUGACGGCGGUCGUCAGAGACUCGCAGAGAGUACCUGAAGUUUCGCUCCUCAGCUUCUCGGGCGACGACAGCCAAGUGAUGGAAGUAGACGACGGCUUGGCGGGUUUACUGGCGAGCAUCGGCUUACUGGUGGCCAGCGUAGCGGAAUUGUUAGUGUCCGGCUAUAGCUGUUUAACCUUGACACCGAAAUUGUGCGGCUGUUUACGAGCGAGUUCCGCAAACGAGACGGCGAGCAACGGUCAUCUGAAGACCGACAACAUGGUCCAUCAAUGGGUCAUCGCGCAAAAACACGUGCCAACCAAGAACCAGCAGCCACCAAUUUACGUAGUGCAGCCGAUACCGAUGCCGAUGCAUCCGAUGAUGCAGUCACCGUACGGCAUGCCGCCAACGCCUGGCAAGUUUCCGCCUGGAGGAUUCAUGCCUGCUGGAUCUCUUCCGAUUACCACAUCAAUGCCAUACAAUAUCGUACCCGUGUUGCCCCACAUGCUCCCGUACAGUGGACGACCAUCGUCUCAAUCAUUCCAUCCAAAACACAAACGUCAGCAAAUCAUGGAUCAGGAGAGGUCAGAGAGAAAACAGCACCUCGAGACCAAGAACGAGUCCCUGAAGAGGAUGUCAUCGAUUGAUAAGGAUCAAGUGGAUUUGGCGCAGACUUACACCGGAUUGGACAAAAGAAUUUCCGAGGAAUUUAUUUCAAUUGCGAUGGAUCCAGAUAGAAAAUCCAAGGCUUCCAGUCACUACGGUAGCGAAAUCGGAACUGCGAAAACUUUUUCAUGACUUUUAACCGCGGUAAUUAAAGGGUUUAGCAAUUAAGACAUUUUUUGUCAGUUUACAAAAUCUAUUUUAGAUACAUUUUCAUAUUUUAAAUCGAUUAUGUUAAUGAUUUAUAUUAUUUUUGCACUUGUAUUCUUUAACUUUGAAUAUACAAGAUGACCUAUUGUAAUCUAUAAAUAAAUUUAUUUUUAAAAAUA